AUGACUUCUUGCGUUUCUCGGCCAUCCCUUCAGAUGGCUGCCAUCUUCAGCUGUGAAAUGUGUUCUGAGGCCUACGCCAGUCCAGCAGACUUGGACCACCACCGCCAAAUUCACGACAUUGACAAUGAUCCCGGUCGUAUUGCUGUCUCAGUCGCCUGCAACACAUCCAAAGCCAAGUUGACCACUGUUGAUCAAGCCCGCACUGGGAAAGAUGUUGCUACUCCAGCCGUUACUACGCGCUGUUUCUUCUUUUGUUCUACAUGUAAUACCCGGGUGGAAUCGCCUCGCAGUCUGAGAAGGCACAACGAACAGUUCCAUCCUAGCAACAUCAAGGCUUUUGUGGAUGAGAAUUUGCCCGGCACGUGUCAGCGCUGUCACCGCCACAGCAUUGAAUGUGACUGCACACCUCCCUAUCAGUCAAGCGUUAUGAGUGAUACAUCUGAGGGCUAUACGCUACCAAGCCUAGAGCUGUCUUGGAGCCCUGGUUCGGCUUCCGGAUCGUCUACAUCUCAGGAACAAUCGCCUACCAGUCCUGCCCAGCCCUCCAACUCUCUCCCGUGUUUGGCUGCUACUGUGUUCAGUCCUCAAUAUGUUGCUCAUAUGCCGCCUAUUCCAGAAUCAGAUGCCAUCCAGACAGGUGAUGUCAGUUGGAUUGACUUUCUAGCUCCCGUCGAGCGACGCGAACCUUGCGUUGAAAAUGCUGGGUUUGAAGACUCCAAUUUUUCCCCGUUAACCGAUCAUUUUUGGCAGAGGCCGGUUGAUAUGCAUCUCAGUGGCUACAAUUCUCCAGGAGAUGUGCUAGCUGUAUCACUGGAAAGUCUAAGGCUUCUAUUUGAUGCAGGUGGCGUUCCACGUAGAUACGAAGCGGUUGAAGAGCAGACUAUAUACCUCCCUGCGAUGAAUCUGCUCAACCAGCUUUGCGCCAACUACUUUGUCCACUGGCAACAGAACCAGCCCGUCUUUCAUUUUUCUACGUGGAGUUUCAUCGAGUACCCUAUGGCGCUGGUCAGCGCAAUGGCUUGUGUUGGCUCGAUCUUUUCGAAGGACUGUGAGGUCAUACGACAGGCGAGUUACAUCAGUGAACGAUGUACCUCGGAAAUAAACAGUCUGACCAAAGCUCCUUUUCCGCAAUACCGAGAUACGGAGUAUAUAGCUGCUCUGUGUAUCCACCAAACAUACUUGAUUGGAUCAAGCCACGAUCAAAUCCAUCAUCAUGCAGAUAGAGUUCGCAGUUACAUGAUUCAGGGUCUGCAACAUCAGAAUCUGCUGGGACCCAAUGCCUUGAACCCAGGCAAUAUAUUACCUCGGCCUUCUUUGGAUCCUGAUGUGGUACACAAGGAGUGGCGCGCGUGGGCAGACCACGAGCAAAAACUCAGGGUGGCUUGGAUGGUGUUCGAGUACGACUGCAGCCUUGCGCUCCUCACUGGUCGUCCUUGUGCUAUAGCGCUGGGACAUUUACCCAAGGUAUUUCCCUGCGAGGAUGCACUUUAUAAUGCCCCCAACGCGUAUGCCUGGGCCGAACUCCUUUUGAGUGACUCGAGUCUCCAAGGGCCUUUGGUAUCCAAUGUCAUAACCCUUGCGUUGGAUAGACUCAAACUUCCUCACGCAGUGUCUUCAUGGACCAAGCGUCUUUGCGCGCAUAUCUUGGAAAGACUCCUCAGAGGUCUUCUAGAUCCUUAUCAACGGACCAUCACAAUUGCGAGUGCUCUAGAAAUCAACUUACAUUUCACCUCUUCUCUCUCAAGCAUUCAGAUGCAGCUGCUUUGGAGUAUCAGCUUUUUGGGCAAGUCGGCCUCUAUAUAUCACCAGUCGCCCGCCGCCAUUAACAUCACGAGGGACGCCGAUGAUUUUAGCUUAUCAUCCAGACUGAAAGUGAUUCGCCAUUCUGACCACUUUGGUCUGUGCACUCGCAUCUUGUACACGAUAAGGUUCAUCACUCUCGCAGCCAUUUCGUCCCCGCCGUGUAGCUAUCACACAGAAUUGCCUUUAAUGCAACAACGGCUUAUUCAAGAAUUCGCCAACGCCCCGUAUCACGCUCGGCUGUAUGUCUAUAACGCAGGGCAGAUAUUCAGAGUUACCAGAGAGAAUCCACUCGUAACGCCGGUCGACUACCUGCGCAUCUUCACAGCAUAUCUCGCCAUUCUUGCAUUUGUCAAGUAUGGCCCCUCUUCAGAAAAUGACAUGUCCGGUGGCGAUCCAUUUCAAGCAGAUGUAUUUCCAUUCUUCCCCACAAGUAGCGACAAAUGGCUUGAGUUUGGCGGCCCGGCUACGAUCGGCGACUGUGGUGUCUUUUAUCCCGGGUGCUCGACAGAACAAAUCAUGCGGGAUGCGAGCAGUCAGCUCUGUAGCUCAUAUGGCUGGAAGCUGAAGAGGAGGUUUUAUCAUGUUCUGGUUCGCUUUAACGCUCUUGGAGCGCGCCGUGAUUGA
Trichoderma asperellum CBS 433.97 is the source of this 2427-nucleotide messenger RNA. RefSeq lists its product as uncharacterized. Gene Ontology annotation, biological process: DNA-templated transcription. NCBI's taxonomy places the organism in Eukaryota, Fungi, Ascomycota, Sordariomycetes, Hypocreales, Hypocreaceae. The record is from RefSeq and is a predicted model, not a curated record. Gene Ontology annotation, molecular function: zinc ion binding; DNA binding.